Molecule: messenger RNA, 5879 nt
Organism: Bombus impatiens (common eastern bumble bee)
Lineage: Eukaryota; Metazoa; Arthropoda; Insecta; Hymenoptera; Apidae
Gene: stol
Product: voltage-dependent calcium channel subunit alpha-2/delta-3
Exons: 25
Coding region: 291-3920 (1209 amino acids)
Cellular component (GO): voltage-gated calcium channel complex
Molecular function (GO): voltage-gated calcium channel activity
Source: RefSeq, a predicted model, not a curated record
CUCGUCCUUCAUUCUUUCGGGUUCUCUGCGCGUUACGGUGUGAACAUACUUGAGAGAUCGCGCGACAAGGCGGUAAUCGGUGGUGCAAUCGUGAAUCUCACAAAACGAAUCGUGUCGACAGCGCAUCGAACAAUGUCUAAUUUAUUCGUGAAAAGAAAAAUAUACGUUCACUUGGAAAGGAUACGAUAAUAAAGAAGAACACCGACUUACUGUCUGGGGGGUGAUUUGACAUUGGUUCGUUCGUUUCAUCGUUUAUUCGUAUUCGGCUGCUCAUCGAUAGCAUCGAAAUAAUGUUUCUGUCCGUGGAAAAAUUUGUGCACUGUGGAGUGUUGUUACUGUUAUGGAUCAAAUCAAGUUAUCAGCAAGAAGAGGAUAUACCUCAUAACGAAGUAAAAAACUGGGCCUUAAAAUUUGGCGUUGAUUUAUGGGAAUUUGGCAAACAAGUUACGAAAAUGAGCGAAAUACAAAGGAAAUAUCACGAUAUGGAAGCACAAGUUGAGAAAAAGGAUGGACUGGUCGUUGUCCGAGACAUAGCCACGGAAGUAAAAAACAUGUUGGACUUUAAAAUGAACGCCGUUAUGAGGUUGGUAGAGAGUGCCGAACAGGCAGCUGUGUCGGCACCGAGAGACGGGAACGUAGUGCCGAAAUAUUAUCCUUCUCAGCGUUUCGACGUUGCUUCAGACGGAAAAAUGUCGGGAACGGGACAAGAACCCUUGCUCUCGACUAAUCGACACUUCGAUCACUUAGCCGUGAACAUUACUUUUUCGGCCGUUUUAUUACCUGCUGGAGUAAAAGAAAUUGAUCGCGAAGUAGCCGCUGGUAUCCAAUGGAGUCAAUAUUUGGAUUUGUUGUUUGUUAAUAAUUAUGAGAGCGAUUCUUCGCUUUCCUGGCAAUAUUACGGAGCGACUUCGGGAUUCUUAAGACGUUUUCCUGCAAUUUCUUGGCCACCCAUCGAGGAACGAAGUUUCAGCGCUGGUAAAAGCGCGAAUCGAGUCGUUCGAGACGUGUACGAUUUCCGAAUUUCUAACUGGUUCGUUGGAGCCGCGAAUAGUCCGAAAGACCUGGCGAUAUUGGUCGAUAUCGACUGCUACGUCUCAGAGAGGAAUAAGCGUUUGGCUGUAACUACCGUUAAAACUAUACUCGAUACAUUGGGUCCUAACGAUUACGUUAACGUUUAUCGUUACGGAGAUACCGCGGAAGAGAUCGUACAAUGCUUCAAAGACAGUUUGGUUCAAGCGUCGCCUGAAAAUGUCCAAGAAUUGAAAAUAGCAACGAAUUCGAUGAAGCACGAGGAAAUGCCAAAAAAUAUAUCGGCUGCUCUUGGGACCGCGUUUGAGAUUCUUCAUAAAUACAACAAAACAGUACAAGGGAGUCAGUGCAAUCAAGCGAUCAUGUUAAUUACUACGGAUAACGCUGGCCUACCUACAGAGGUGAUAAAACGAUACAAUUCGCCUCACAUGCCUGUCCGUAUUUUUACGUAUCUAAUUGGUGGUGACAAAAGUCCGGAAUUACACAACGUAGCAUGCUCGAACAAAGGAUUCUACGCGAGGAUCACUGAACUGGAAGACAUUAGAAGUAAAGUUUUCGAAUAUAUAAAAGUGCUCGCACGGCCUAUGGUGCUCUACCAACACGAACACCCUAUUCAUUGGAGUCCAGCUUACGUUGGCGGAAAGAGCGGUAGAUAUGGUAAAGAACACAUUGGCCAGUUAAUGAUGUCAGUCACCGCGCCUAUCUUAGAUCGCCGGAAUUAUACGAUGAAAACUGCUAACUUAUUGGGUAUCGUCGGCACGGAUGUACCUAUAGAAGAGAUACAGAAGUUGGUUUCACCUUAUAAGUUGGGUGUCAACGCAUAUUCUUUUAUCGUCGACAAUAACGGCCGCGUUUUGUAUCAUCCGGAUUUACGACCAUUGCCAGGAAACGUAGACUACGAGGAAACGUUAAAACCCACGUAUAUCAACGUAGAUUUGUCGGAAGUCGAACUUGCCGAGUACGAUGGACCGUUGCACCCGUUGAACAAUUCCCUUCUGCUCGAUUUGAGGCACGACAUGAUUGAUCAAAAAGAAGGGGAAACUAGUUUCGCGAUCAAAAUUCAUUACGACAAUAUGAGACGAGUUACCAUUAGGCGUCACAAUUAUUUUUAUACACCGAUAGAAGGAACUCCGUUUUCAUUGGGGCUGGCAUUGCCCGAGAACUAUGGUAUGUUUCAAUUGAAGGCCGAACAAGAAAUCAAACGUGCGAUAAUAAACGUAACCGACUAUUUCAAGGGGAACAAUUGGAAGGUGCAUCCCGAUUGGGUGUACUGUGAAUAUAGUUCGGCUUCCGAUAAGUGGUUUCCCACCCCCGAAGAGCGCGUUCUCCAUUUUUUGGCACGAACGCAAAGCCCGGGGUGGAAAUGGAUGUCCUUGAGACCAAGGAGUCCGAGCUCGCAUCACAAACAAGCGAGCAAGCCCGACAAAGAUGCUUAUUAUUGUGAUAAAACAUUAGUGCAGUCCCUCGUGUUGGAUGCGUUGGUCACCGACGGUUUCGACAAAAGAGGUGCGAUGCACAAAGAGGAAAAUCAAAGCCCUAUUGCCAUACUGAUGGCUCUACUGCACAGUCAAGGAAAAGGCACAUUCGGUGUAACAAGGAGUUUCAUCGCAACGAAAAGCGGCCUAUUUCGUUGGCACGAGCAUCAACAAACUGAAGAAAUCACGAACGAACCCCCGUUUGCUGACGAGUAUGCAAGAGCUAUAGAUUCUUCAUGGUAUAAACGCGCCGUCGACCAACACUAUAUAGAACCGGAAAGUUUCGUUUUCAGCGUGCCUUUUGACGCCGCCGACAGCCCCAAUCCACUGGUCACGGCCACUCACGCGGUUUUCAUCGGGACGGGACACAGAGCACCAGCAGCGGUCGUGGGUUUACAGUUUCAACAUUCUUCACUGGCCUCUCGUUUCGUCAACAUUACUUCGACGUGCAGUGGUACGAGCUGCAAGAAGAACUGCGCUUCCGAAGCAUUAGACUGCUACAUCUUAGACAAUAACGGUUUCAUUAUAAUCAGCGAACGACACGAGCAUACCGGGAAAUUCUUCGGCGAAAUCGACGGUACUAUAAUGGAUUCUCUGGUUCAGGACAGGAUUUAUAGGAAAGUAACGGUGACCGAUUACCAGGGCACUUGCAGUCCGCAAGAAUCUCAUCAAUCGGCCGCACCGAGGACUUUCUCCGGAUCCAUCGCGACAACGAUCGCGAUACUGGGAAAUUUUCUGUGGAGCAUGGCGUUCGGCUUUAAUUUUCAAAAUUUAUGGCAAGUUGCUUUCGCGUUCGCUGGCGAAUCCGCGAGGGCACUCGAUGAGGACUCGAUGGGAGACGUUCACGAGUUCGAUCCGUUCGUGAUAAGUAGAGACUCGAUCGACGAAACAACAGAGGGAAACGAAGAAGCGUUCCCAAGGCUUCCGGCAAUUGCCGCCGCAACCCCCGUUUCUCCUGGAACAACGCGUGCUACGUCUGCUCAUUAUCCGCAGAGAAAUUUGAGAUCUUGCGAGAAGAAGACGGAUCUUUAUAUUCUACAACCCGAGAGAUUGAAUACCAGCGGUCAAAGUAAUCCGUUGAAAGGAAAGUUAACCAACUGUCAUGACACCGGUUGCGAAAGGCCGUUCAGCGUACAAAAGAUUCGCCAUACGAAUUUGAUUCUGCUGGUGGUAGACACGUUGUGUCCAUGCGGCAGUAAACAAUUGAGCAUCGAGCCCAUAGAGGCUCUGACGGAGCCUGGUGCUUGUAUCGCGAGAAGAGAACGUUUGUAUCGUCGUAGGCCUCCGAAAUGUAUAAACUACCAUCCGGAGGAGAUGGAGAUCAAGUUUUGUGGUAGCGCGAGUCGUCCUUGUCAUUUCUUUUCCACGUUGGUUAUCGCGAUCGUUUCAAGCACACUCGCCACGCGAUUCGCGUGACUUUGUUCGAAUUGAUCUUACACAUACACACGCACGCACAUCUACACGUACACACACGGACAGAUAGACAGAGAGCGGACAGACGGACAGAGACACACAGAUACUCGUGAAUUAACGUUUUUGAAAUGAAUUUAGCGUUGCCGUUUCUAUGAAACAGUUAUGAAAAUGGUAUACUAGUUUAUCGGUUUAAUACCUAUAUAAUUGAUAAAUACGUGCAUACGAGUGAGCGAACGAGUGCAUGCGUAUGCGCGUUCGUACACGAGUCAGUGGGUGCGCGCAUACGAGCUUCGUGCGUGAGCGCGUGAAAGAACGAGAUACGAGUGUGCGCGCAUAAACUACAUAUAUGUAUAUACGUAUAUGUUGCGUGUGUGCUUAUGCGUGUGUGCGCGCGUGUGUGUGUAUAUAUACAUGUUUACAUACAUACAUACAUACAUGCAUGCAUGCAUGCAUACAUACAUACAUACAUACACACGAUACGUAUACGUAUGAACGUUAAUUUACACGCAUUCACGUACGUGCAUAUGCACUCUAUGUGUACGUAACAAUCACAUACAUACACAUGCUCACGCCUUUGAGGCAAGCGUGCGCACGCGCACAGAGACAUGUACAUAUCCAAAUACAUAAUAUUAAUGUUGAUCUAUGAUUACAUAUCCCAUUAUAAAUUCUGUUGCGAAGAAAUUUGUGAAUAUUUCCUAAUCGUAAUAUUUCGUAAUCGUAUUACGUCGAAUCUAAGUCGUAAUAUAUAAAACAAAUCGAUAAGAAUUACAUGUACUCGCGAUGCGUGUUCGAACAGAGUGGCAACGACAAUAUGCGUAAACAUCUAAGAUCUCGUAAUACAUACAUCCGAUUACAGUCGCGGCAAGAAGCACGAUCGUUUUUUAUCGUUUGGACGAGCCUGCCGUGCCAAACGAGACCUUCUAUUUCUUUAUAUUUCGAUUCGACUAAGACGUAGCGUUACCGUUGUUUCCAUACCUUCCGAGAUCGGUAUAUGCUGGUAUCAGCCGAUAAUCAUUUACACGUGAAGCACACGUGCAACGUGUGCACGAUCCACGCGAGUACAAGCGUGGUCAGUUUUAUAAUUAUUAAUGCUCCGAGCGCGCGUGUUGUUUCGUUCAAGGUGGUAAUAGAAAUUUUAUCGAAACGUUCCUAUUUCACGAACACGCUGUCGUCGUACGAUCGAUAGCGGCAGAUCGAUAUCGAUGUUCGUCGGAAACACCAAAAUUUCCCCUUGAAUUCUCAAUGUAAUUGCCAAAAGCGUCGACCUCGCGUCGUAUCGUGUACGUUACAUAGCGUUAGACUUUGAUAUUACGCUUGCACUUACACUAGAUCGAGUACCGAUCCCUUUUUUCUCUCGUUUCGCCUUUCUUUAAAGUCGCGCGGUUAUUAAACGCAACGCCAACAAGUUGUCGCACAACGUUCCGCGAUUUCAAUUCCAAAUUACCGCUUGUAAUUCUACGUAAACGCGAUAGACUACGUUCGUCCAGAGUGAAGAAACAAGACGAACGCGAAUGGAAUAUUGCGCGAGAAGCUUGGAGCAACGAAGAACCGACUAGGAAGUAAAGUGUCGUAGCACUUUCUUUUUAUUAAAAAUAAGGCAACAUAAAAUGUAACAUAUUUACGAAGAACUAUCAAUUUCAAAUGUACGAAGACAUUAAACGAUACUUACGCGUUGUGUCGGUAAUUCGACGACAAUGUACGUCUGGCCAGAUACUCGUCUAUGUACUUGCGCGAUUCCACACUGGCACGAACACGCGAACGGAAAAGAGAAUUCGUCCGUGUACCAUGCUGCGCGUAUUUGCGUACGUAACGUCUCUUUACCGCGCGCAAGUACGUAUACACGUGUCCGAACAAGAUCACGGUGUGUCGGAAAAAUUGAACGUACGACGUAUCCGUCGUGUAAUAGCCUAACGAAACGUGAAAUGCGAAAUAAAAAAAGGUGAAUUAAAUCGAAUUGAGAGA